Messenger RNA from Penicillium lagena, 1167 nucleotides. Its product is annotated as cysteine hydrolase family protein. The transcript has 4 exons. Bases 1 to 1167 code for a protein of 388 amino acids. The record is from RefSeq and is a predicted model, not a curated record. Lineage: Eukaryota; Fungi; Ascomycota; Eurotiomycetes; Eurotiales; Aspergillaceae.
AUGGCCGACCCCACCGAUCUAAACCUGGACGCGCCGAGCGACCUUCAGGAUAUUCCUGAACUAGCUAUGCAACUGCUGCCCCCUCCUGAAGGAACAUAUCCCGAUAAGUCCUCGCUGCUGGCAGCAGUCCAAGAGCACGGCAAAACCCACGGAUACAAUGUCGUCGUCAAAUCAUCGAGCACCCCAACAGAGAAGAAGCCCGGUCGGACGGCCAAGGUGUGGCUCCGCUGCGAUCGCGGGGGCCACUAUCGUCCUCGGAACGGCCUGACAGAGGAGACACGGAAACGGAGGCGCACGUCGCGGCUCAUGGACUGCCCCUUCAUGCUGGUCGCAGCUGGGUCUCCCGGCAUCUGGACGUUGACCGUUCUCAACCCAACGCAUAACCAUGGCCCCGUUAUUGAGAAGUCCCGGCAAGUACCGCAUCACAAGGUCCGGAAAGGUCAGCUGCCGGCUAUCCCAUAUGACUGGCCACAUGACGCGACCUUCACUCCGUACACGACGGCGCUCGUUAUUAUUGACAUGCAGAAAGAUUUCUGUUCGCCGGGCGGGUAUAUGGAGUACCAAGGCUAUGAUAUCUCGGCCGCGCAAUCUUUGAUCCCCAAAUUACAACAACUGUUGGUCUCCUUCCGGUCUGGAGGCUUCCCAGUCUAUCAUACCCGCGAAGGCCAUCGACCCGACCUGUCCACUCUCUCGAGCAGAGAAUCGUACCGUUCUCGCAACAAUGCCUCGGGCCUUGGUAUUGGCUCUCCCGGUCCUUUGGGCCGUCUACUCAUUCGCGGUGAAAUGGGCCACGAUACUGUGGAUGAACUGUAUCCUCUGCCCGGGGAACCGGUGAUCGAUAAACCAGGUCGCGGCGCCUUCGCCCACACAGACUUUGAGCUCCUCCUUCGGAACAAGGGUAUCAAGAACCUGGUUAUCGCGGGCGUGACAACCGAUGUCUGCGUUUCCACAACCAUGCGCGAAGCCAACGACCGUGGCUUUGACUGUGUCGUCGUUGAAGACGGCACUGCUGCCAGCGAGCCCUCGCUGCACGUCGGCACAAUCGAGUCGGUGAAGAUGGAAGGCGGCAUCUUCGGUGCAGUCGCCAAACUGGACGAUAUCGUGCAUGCCGUCGACAGUUUCAAGGCUAUCACGAUGAAGAAGCUUGCUCCUCAGAUGGGGGUCUGA